GCUCUCCCUCCCCCUCUCCGCGGCGCCCGGCUGUAUUUGGAGCUCCCGGAAGCCGCCGGCGACUCUCCCCGGGAGCGGCGUGACCGGCACGACUCCCGUCAGGGGGCGGAGGCAGCGGGAGGAGCGGGAGGAGGGUGCCGGCGGCCGCACACGGAUUUGCAUCGCGGAGGACGGGACCCCGGCGCCCCGAGCAGCAUGGCGGACCUGCAGGGCCUGGUGGAGAGACUGGAGCGUGCCGUCAGCAGUCUGGAGCGGCUGUCCGCAGAGGCGUCCCCGGCCCCUGGAGUCUUCGGGGAGGUCAACGGUGUCAACGGAGGUAAGAGUGCGCAUCCUCCGCCACCUGCACCCAGAGACGUCCUUAGCUUGAUCCUCGUCCUGCAGGCAGAAAUGGUACAUGGAGCUUUCCAAGCUCAGCGCGCUUUCCUCCUCAUGGCCUCUCAGUACCAGCAACCCCAAGAGAAUGAGGUAGCUGCGCUGCUAAAACCCAUUUCGGAAAAGAUCCAGGAAAUCCAAACCUUCAGAGAGCGAAACCGGGGGAGUAACAUGUUUAACCAUCUUUCAGCUGUCAGCGAAAGCAUCCCGGCCCUGGGCUGGAUCGCCGUGUCCCCCAAACCUGGUCCUUAUGUCAAGGAGAUGAAUGAUGCUGCCACCUUUUACACUAACAGGGUCUUAAAGGACUACAAACACAGUGACCUGCGCCAUGUGGAUUGGGUGAAGUCAUAUUUGAAUAUUUGGAGCGAACUUCAGGCAUACAUCAAGGAGCACCACACCACAGGCCUUACUUGGAGCAAAACUGGUCCUGUAGCAUCCCCAGCGUCUGCAUUUUCUGUCCUCUCUGCUGGACCUGGCCUUCCACCACCGCCUCCACCACCACCUCCUCCAGGGCCACCUCCGCUUUUUGAGAAUGAAGGCAGAAAAGAAGAGUCCUCUCCUUCUCGCUCAGCUUUAUUUGCCCAGCUGAACCAGGGAGAAGCCAUCACCAAAGGUCUUCGGCAUGUCACAGAUGACCAGAAGACUUAUAAGAACCCCAGCCUGCGAGCACAGGGACAGACUCGAUCUCCAACCAAGAGCCACACACCAAGCCCCGUGUCUCCCACAGCUCACUCGCCACAGAAACAUGCUCCCAUGCUGGAGUUGGAGGGCAAGAAAUGGAGAGUGGAGUACCAGGAGGACAGAAAUGACCUUGUACUUUCCGAGACUGAACUGAAACAAGUGGCUUACAUUUUCAAAUGUGACCGAUCGACCCUCCAGAUAAAAGGGAAAAUCAAUUCCAUUACCGUUGAUAACUGUAAGAAGUUUGGCCUUGUGUUUGACAAUGUGGUUGGCAUUGUGGAAGUGAUCAACUCCAGGGACAUUCAAAUUCAGGUCAUGGGAAGCGCGCCAACAAUCUCCAUUAAUAAGACGGACGGUUGCCACAUAUACCUCAGCGAAGAUGCGUUAGGCUGUGAGAUCGUGAGCGCCAAGUCAUCGGAGAUGAACGUGCUCAUCCCUCAGGAUGGCGACUACAGAGAAUUCCCUGUUCCUGAACAAUUCAAGACAACCUGGGACGGAACCAAGUUGAUCACUGAGCCUGCAGAAAUUAUGGCCUAAGCUCCAGACAACCCGAAGACCUCCAGCCAAGGGUCUGCAACCAAACAGAAACAAGCAGCAGCCAAGAGCUAGACUAGAGGAUCUGGUAGCACCUAUGCUUUAGUUUAAGCCUCCAACAGUUGUGUGCUGUAGAAACAGUGUCGUUUCUGGCUCACUUCUGCAGGUGUUUUGAAAUAUUUAACAUUUCUUCAUGAUCUGCCUUUGUGUGUGAUUUUAGUUCUACAUGAUAACUUGUGAGCACUACAGAUUUAAAGGAAAAAGGAAAAAAAUUCUGUUCCCUUCGUGUUAUAACACAGUAAUAUAUAGGGAAGAGCGCUGCAUGGUCUGCCUUCACACUUACGUUUAGUUGCUAGCUGAAAAAAAACCUUUGCGAACCUGUGUACAUUUUUACCUUGUAGACAAUUUCAAAGUGAAAUUGCCUUGAAAAAAAUGUAUGGGUUUCUUUCUACAUGUUCACUGUUAUCAGCGUGGACACACUGUCAGCACGAAUAAAGAAUUCAGUCACGCUAUUAAGAAACAUAAAUUUAAAAAAUUCCAUGGAAGGACCAAAUCCCGUUUCUUGGUCCUUGGGAGACGUACAUAGUUACUAAAGAACGAAACUGCAUUCUAGUUGUCCAUCUUACGGUUGCUUUAUUCUAAUUGUUCAUUCUAAACACUUUUCCACCAUUUCACCUAAAAGCUCUUACUUUUUUUGCAUAUUUUAUGCCAAAAGAUAGAUGGGAGGAAGCCAUUUUUUGCCAUAUUAUACCUCACAAGUUAACUCUUAAGAACAGCUGAAUUUUUGUUUUCCAGUUCUGAACCUGUGAAAUAUGAGAUGCCUUGUCUACGAUGUCUUUCAUGUUUAUUAUAGAAUAAUUUCUUCUUUUUCACUUGCCAGAUUUGCUAACUAGUCUCAAAAGCAGACAUGGAAAAGCCAUAGAUGUAUUCCUUCUUCUAAAACUCACAGAAUUAGUUGUCUCUUUGGCUUGCUGCUCCUGGUUUAUGAUCUUGGUAGUCCACGCUUGUUCAAUCUGAGUAACUAUGCUAUUCCUUUGUGUCUUUUCAGUACCUAGCGCUGAAAAGUCUGUGACUUCUUGGGUCACAUGUGAUGAAAUGUAGUAGAAUGCUUGCAGAAUCAACCCAAGCAUAUGUACUGUGCCUGUGACAGCAGCUGGGAUAUUUUCCAUGUUUAAGGAUCUUCUAUACCUAUACAGUGUUCAAAUGAAUAAUGCCACGUGCCCAGGUUUUGCUAUAACAGUUUUGUCUGUAUGAAUAACAUUGUGGCUUUAGUAAAUAAUCCUUUUUGAACUGUACACUUAUCCUGAAAUAAAGUAAAAUUCUAAUUUAAA
Molecule: messenger RNA, 2918 nt
Organism: Octodon degus (degu)
Lineage: Eukaryota; Metazoa; Chordata; Mammalia; Rodentia; Octodontidae
Gene: Cap2
Product: cyclase associated actin cytoskeleton regulatory protein 2
Exons: 12
Coding region: 196-1590 (464 amino acids)
Biological process (GO): cytoskeleton organization; cell morphogenesis; regulation of adenylate cyclase activity
Cellular component (GO): cytoplasm
Molecular function (GO): adenylate cyclase binding; actin binding
Source: RefSeq, a predicted model, not a curated record